Seriola aureovittata is the source of this 1277-nucleotide messenger RNA. It is a transcript of the gene mrps2, whose product is annotated as mitochondrial ribosomal protein S2. Gene Ontology annotation, biological process: translation. NCBI's taxonomy places the organism in Eukaryota, Metazoa, Chordata, Actinopteri, Carangiformes, Carangidae. Gene Ontology annotation, cellular component: ribosome; mitochondrial small ribosomal subunit. The transcript has 4 exons. The coding region runs from base 82 to 891 and encodes 269 amino acids. The record is from RefSeq and is a predicted model, not a curated record. Gene Ontology annotation, molecular function: structural constituent of ribosome.
AAUGAAGUAAAGAAGAAGAAGAAAAACUACAAACACGCAGGCGCAGGUUUGCUGACCUUCCGUGGUAGUUCUUAAGCAAGCAUGGCGUCCCCGACACUAACGAAAGGACUUUUGUUGCUACGACAGCUACGGACUUUUACAGUCGGAUACUCCAGUGGUGGAUAUCAAUAUACCACUGCAGCGGCUCUUAAAUCACCUCAACCUCACAUUAACGAUGUUCCAGAAAAAGUAAUGACUCUGCCACUUGAGAAGCCGGACUUUUUCCGUGUGUCAGAGCUCUUCUCGUUGAAAGACCUAUUCGACGCCAGAGUGCAUCUUGGCCAUAAAAAAGGUUGCAGGCACAGGCUUAUGGAGCCAUACCUCUAUGGCAGCCGUUUGGAUCAAGACAUAAUUGAUCUUGACCAGACUGUGGAGCAUCUUCAGCAAGCCCUGAACUUCACUGCCCAUGUAGUGUACCGCGGCGGCAUCAUACUUUUCGUCAGCCGCCGGCGUCAAUUUGGACACCUGGUUGAGAGCACUGCAAAGGACUGCGGGGAGUAUGCCCAUACACGGUACUGGCAGGGUGGUCUCCUUACCAACGCCCCUAUCCAGUAUGGCCCAGGAGUCCGCUUACCAGACCUCAUCGUUUUCCUGUCCACUCUGAACAAUGUGUUUCAGCAACAUGUGGGGAUCAGAGAUGCAGCGAAGAUGAACAUUCCCACUGUAGGUGUGGUGGACUCGAACUGUAACCCCUGCCUGGUGACGUACCCUGUGCCUGGGAAUGAUGACACUCCAGCUGCCAUGGAACUGUACUGUCGCUUAUUCAAGAUGACUAUCAACCGUGCCAAAGAUAAAAGAAGACAGAUGGAGCUACUGCAUGGCCUGUCAGCACCCUCUACACCAAGCUCAUGACAUAAUAUAUUCUAUAUAAGAGACAUUAAAAAUGUAUUUUAAAAGAUAAGACUGUUUGUGCUCCCUGUCAUUGUGCAUCUGCAUUUGGAAAAGAUCUGAUCUGUGUUUGGGGCUGAGUUGAAUUAGCCACAGUGCUGUCUUAUAUUUAGACUGAAGUUGUGUGUAUAUUACUCAUUAAUGAAUCUUAUUUCUGUAACAUGACUUUCUCAUUCUAACUUAACAUUGUUCUUUACCCUUAAGGUUUGUAUAGACCUAACUGUUAUGCCCCACUGGUGACCAAGGACUAUGUUUACAUGGAUAAUCAAACCCUUUGUGCCACUGUCGUGUUCGUGUUCACGCUCACGUGCUGUAGAACAGCGCAAAUGACUAAAACCUCUUACAUCAUA